Messenger RNA from Echinops telfairi (small Madagascar hedgehog), 4171 nucleotides. It is a transcript of the gene ELMOD2, whose product is annotated as ELMO domain containing 2. Gene Ontology annotation, molecular function: GTPase activator activity. The record is from RefSeq and is a predicted model, not a curated record. Bases 37 to 918 code for a protein of 293 amino acids. Lineage: Eukaryota; Metazoa; Chordata; Mammalia; Afrosoricida; Tenrecidae. The transcript is spliced from 9 exons. Gene Ontology annotation, cellular component: membrane.
UCCGCGAGUAGCGUCGUUUCCGUUGCUGGCUAAAACAUGUUUAUUUCUUUGUGGGAUUUCUUCUACGGAAACUUUUUCCGAUACUGGAUGAAAUGGAUCUUACGACAGAUGACUGGGAAGUGUGAAUUGCAACGGAUUUUUGAUACCUAUGUAGGUGCACAAAGGACAUACAGGAUAGAACAUUCCUUAACAUACUCGAAGAAUAAGGUCUUGCAGGAGGCUACCCGGGUCGUGCAGAGUGAAAUCGACAAGUGUGUGGAAGACAUCAUGAAGGAGAAGAACAUCGUCUCUGAGAAGGAUGUCAGUUUUAAAAUCUGUAUGAAGGCCUGCUUGCUGCAGAUAUCUGGCUAUAAACAGCUGUAUGUGGAUGUUGAAAAUGAAAGAAAAAAGCCCUACGAUUCUGAUAACAUGCACCAUGAAAAGCUACUCCUCAAGCUUUGGAAUCUCUUAAUGCCCAAGAACAAGCUGAAGGCUAGAAUCUCCAAGCAAUGGGGCGACAUUGGUUUCCAGGGUGAUGAUCCCAAGACAGACUUCAGAGGCAUGGGCAUACUUGGAUUAAUCAAUCUUGUGUAUUUCAGUGAAAAUUAUACCACUGCAGCACAUCAGAUUCUUUCCCGCUCAAAUCACCCAAAAUUAGGGUAUUCUUAUGCAAUAGUUGGAAUCAAUCUUACAGAGAUGGCUUACAGCUUACUGAAGAGUGAAGCUUUGAAGUUUUAUCUCUACAACUUUGUUUCCGGAAUACCAACAAUGGAACACUUUCAUCAGUUUUAUUGCUACCUUGUCUAUGAAUUCGACAAGUUUUGGUUUGAAGAAAAGCCAGAAAGUAUAAUGUAUUUCAACCAAUACAGAGAGAAGUUUCAUGAAAAGAUUAAAAGACUUUUACUAGACUCUAACGUAGCACUCACUUUAAAGAUGUAAACCAUCCAUAGUACUUCUAUUUCUACCACCACAUUUUGCACUCCCAAUAGAAUUUAUAUGUUGUAAUAAAAAUGAUCUGAACCAGUUACACACCUUAUAUAUAAUUUCGUACAAAAAAAUGUUUCAGAAAUUCUAUUUACAAAAGCUAGUGGACAAUCAGUGUAUGUUUACAGUUGCUUAUACACUGUUCUCCAAAGGUACCUUGCCCUUCCAAAGAUCCCUCGGUAGCUCUAUGUGAGCUCCAGUCGGGAACUUGGGACUUAGCCCGCCCAUUUCAUCUAAGCGCUAAAUCAGGUAUUUGUAUUGUAAUCACCAGAGGCAAAGUGGUCUUCAUUCUUCUGUGGUGUAAGUGGCCAACAAGUUGGCAUUUUUUGAGGGCCCUUCUAAGGGGACUGUUCUGGUGUUGGGAAAUGGCUUAUGUUCUGCAUCUUGUUAGGAGUCAUCUCUGUAUCUGCCACGCGUAUUAGUGUUGCUUCCUCAUGAGUAGCAGCAAGAGUAGAGAUACAUCAGAGGAUUAAAGACAAUGUCCUCCUUUUUUGGUACGCCGUGAUUAUUAGUAUGAGAAAUAACGGAGCAAUGGCAGUAUUGGUGACUUAUCUUUUUCUUUAAAUGCCAGCUUUAAAAUAUGACAGUGUUAUUGUGAAGCGUAAAGACAUUUUCUCAUCCUAAAGUAUUUGGGUUUUCAUCAGUGAUAGGGGGAAACCUUCCUGAUUGCUUGGAGUAAGGGCCAUUUUAUGAAGGUGCUUCACCUCUAUGUAUUUUUGAAGAGAGAUGUGUUUGCUAAGAAAAUCCAGUCUUUGUAGUCAGCGGACAGUUUCUAUUUCAAUAAAGUUGUUCUUAAGGAAUUAAGAGGACAACUUAAAACUUGGGGGGAAAAACCCCAAACUCAGUGAAACAGCAUGGGGUUAUUUGACUUCGUGAGGACUCCUUGUUUGGACCCCAUGGUUUUGAUGUGUGGAUUGUCUGGGUACCCCUUGAGAAGUAGCCUGAGAAUGACGACUGCAUUUCGUAUGGCUUUAUUCUCCUAAAAUCUCAGGAGGACAGCAGAGGCUGUCAGGGAUUGGCUAGUGACGAUAUGCUAGUGGGGAAGCGUGCUUUAGACAUUUGUACUCAGCAAAAACAGCUAAGCCUUUGAGGAAAGAGAUGCUCAUCAGAUUGCUCAAUCCUCCAAUCCUUCAGAACAAACUAUGAAAGACGACCUUUAAUCUAAGACAUGUUACUGACCACCUCUUUGAACCUUGUCAGUUAGCAAGUGUUGAAGGUCUGGCUCUUGAAUUCGGUAAAGCACCAAUGGAAACUUUCAGUUCAUUGGCAAACCUAAUACUUGCCCAGAGGAGAGUGGUAAGAAACACCCGAGCGGAAAGUAACUGAAGCCACACUGGCCAGUUCAAGGAUGCAAAGUCCGUGCAUUAGAACGGUUAUUUUGUAAACAAUUGAAAAUGAUUCUUAGAAUUGGCUUCAUUUUAUUAUUAUCAUAGUGAUGAUUCUUGAAGGGGCUUCUGAACCUUAGAAGCAUGGUAACUUUCAUGUGUUCAUGUUUCACUCGUGUUCUGUGAUACGUAGCAGACUCCUAACAAGGAUCAGGUGUUAACCAUUACAUCAGGUGCGAACUAUCACAUGGUAAGCCGUUUCCUCGGUCUUUUAAUCUUUGUGUUAAAAAUGUUUAUGCUCUAAUCUUUCAACAGCUGAGAUCUUGAACUGCUCUUUAAACCCUUGUCUGUGUCCUUACCACAAGAGUCAUUGGAUUAUGAAAGGGGAAACCUUUUAUGGAAUUAGCUUAUUCUCCUUUUAGGAAGAAAAACAAAACUUUAUUGUUAACUUUAAACCGUCAUUAUAAGGUUUGUUUAAUGAUAUGUUCUUUAAAUCCAACUCUGUGCAUUAUGGAUAUGAUUCUGUUUUUAUUUGAAAAUCAUAGCCCUUUCAAAGAGCUCUACAGUGAAUUGAUCUACAUGCCAUCAGUAAAUUCUAAAAUUGGAUCAUUUGGAAGCCAAGCUAAAUGUCACUAUUGGAAAUUAGAAUGUGAAAUCAGCCUUCCGAUUUGUAUGUGACAAUGACAUUUGUGAGAAGACAACUAUAAUAAUAAUGUCUGCCUUCCCCUUGCCCUUUCAUGUGUGUGUUAAAAUUUUAUGUAGUUUCAAAUUUACAUUUUAAAUGUUAUCUUUUUAAUGUAAUAAUAAAAUGCCAAAGUAGUAAUAGGGUAUUAUGAUAUUGUAGUAGCAGGAAAAUGAUGUGCUUCUAGCAUCAAAAAGUGACUCAAUGUAAAAAUGAAUUUUUGUGUGGUAGGGCAGAGAAAGUUUGCCAGUGACAAGACUAGUCUAGGAAUGUUAUCACAAGGGGUAGAGUUCUGAUUUGUUCUGAAGGACAAUCUGUCAAGAAUUUAAAGAAAUCGGGGUAUCAGUGAACCUUAAGCAGCCUCUUGUUUGCAUAUAAAACAUGGUGAGAUGACGAAUUUAUCCGUCUUCCCGGCAUCAUUUACAUUUUAGAAAACCGAGUCUUUUUUUGCAGAAUGCCCAGCCUGGUUUUUCCUUUCGUUCUUUGUUCUAUUUUAAGAGCUACUUGGAUUCGUAUGUAUUUUUCUAUGUGAAAAUGUGUGUAUUCUUUUUAUUUAUACCAGUGUUCGCAAUUGUUCGUGUUCUCUCCCCUCUGCAAGCACUCAGUAAAUCAGGACUUGGUGAAAGACUUGCUUCAAGGAGAAGCGUCACGUGUGUGGGGGGGAAGAGUGGACCGCUCGUGGCCCGAGUGGAAAAGAUUCCAUUGCUGUUGGGACACAGGAGAGGGGGUGUGGCUUGGAGGGCAAUGUUUGAUCUUCUGUCUUGAAAUCAUGGUUGGGGACCAGCAGCUGUUUUCUCAGGAUCAAUGCUCCACUCCACUUUUCUGUGAACCAGUCUAGGGAGGCUUAAUUUCCAUGUUUAUGGGUCUCCCGGUGCAAACUAUUUUCAAACGAAGAUUAUUAGGAUUGUUAAAAUCUAAGAGAAUCAUGUCUUGGAUGUAUUUUCUCCUGGCUCCAGCUUUGGAUGAAAAAUAUUUUUAUUGCGCAGGUAAGACGACUACGUUAUAAGGCAAUUUUACAUUCUUGUUGAAGGAUUUAAGAAGUAGCUUUCCCAGGGUGGCCAAGUGUCUGUUGGCAACUUACAGAGAGUGACUUUUGACCUUCACUAAGAUGGUUGACGUCUUGUAUGAAAGCAGUGGUGUGAAAUGUGAUGUCAUUUUGUUCAGAAUCUCAUAUGAGCAAAUAAAAACAUGUUGAACUUGU